AACCUUAAAUUUUUUUUUAUUUCUGGAAGUAUAUGAGCUCUUUGACAUACGUGCUAAAGAUGAACUCUUUAACCUUAAAAAAAAAAGAUGAUCUCUUUAAUCAUUGAGGUAUUGGAAGAAUGUUGUUUAUAAUGUGAUCCGAAAGUUGUGCAAGUCUUUUAAAAUUCAGGAAGUAUAUGCACAAGACUUGUACUUUUUUUUUAAACUCACCUAACUAUGGACUUGUAUGUAUUUCUGGAUAACUCUGUUGGUGCAAAACCGGAUAUUGAAGGAGAGCUGUAAUAAGUAGACUGGCAAAAUAAAACCAGUCAAUUUUCAAAGAAUCCUCAUAAUACUGGGUACUGAAGUGAAACGGAUAUUAAUGAUUGUUUUUGUUGUAUGUUUUCUUAGGUAAAAUGUAUUGUAGUACUUAACUAAAGCUUUAUAGUGGUCAAUUUAGCUUUGAUAUGUUCGUUUUCACGGAUGAGGGGUCACUUGGGUUUGGGGGAUGCAAAGCCAGAAGAUAUAUCAGAUGAUACUAUACAAUCUGUUGUUGAAGCUUUAAAAGCUUCUUCUUUUCUUAAGAUUUCGGACGAUGGGAAGAGAGUUGGUAGAGUUAGCGAGCUUGCCAAGCCUGAGGGGGUUAUUGAGCAAAUUGAUGUUAGGACGAUUGCUGCUUCUCCAUUGGAAUACAGUGUCAAGCUUGAAGAUGUUGAGUCCUCCUUUAGUCAGCAUGGCAAGGUUAACAGUGUGAGACUGCCUCGUCAUGUAGCUGACAAAAGGGUGUUUUGUGGCGCUGCUCUGGUUGAGUUCUCCAGUGAAGAAGAUGCUGCUAACAUUGUGAACCAAAACUUGGUUUACGAAGGAGUCGAAUUAGAACUGAAACCAACGUUUCUUCAACAAAGAUAUUGAAGAACAUUGUGGAUACUUUUCCGUUUUAAUUAGGGAUGGGCGUU
Lycium ferocissimum is the source of this 935-nucleotide messenger RNA. Its product is annotated as la protein 1-like. The transcript has 4 exons. The record is from RefSeq and is a predicted model, not a curated record. NCBI's taxonomy places the organism in Eukaryota, Viridiplantae, Streptophyta, Magnoliopsida, Solanales, Solanaceae. Gene Ontology annotation, molecular function: mRNA binding. Gene Ontology annotation, cellular component: nucleus. Bases 463 to 891 code for a protein of 142 amino acids.